AUGUCUGCAACUACUGAACAUGCAGAUGACGUGAAAUUAGAGAAAGAAAACUGGGAAAUGAUAAAUUCACACGUUUCAGGCAUAGUAUCCAAUUUAACAAUGGACAACUUGCAGGAAUCGUAUAAAGAUCUAUUUCAAGUCAAUAUAAUUCUUGGCCGCAAUAUUGUUUGUAGCAAUAUAUUAGAUUUUACUCUCAAGAAACAGAACAGUCGACAAAUGCCUGUUUUAUCGGCUUUGAUUACCUUGUUGAAUUCCGAAAUUCCAGAGAUUGGUGAAACUUUAACGAAAGAAUUGGUGCUAACAUUCGUGGAGCAGUUCAAUCACAGGGACUACGUUUCAUGUGAAAGUAUUCUUCAAUGUUUGUCUAUUCUAUUUCUUUACGAUGUUAUACAUGAAAUUGUGAUCUUACAGAUUCUGUUGCUACUUCUUGAGAAGAAUUCUUUAAAACUGAUUAUUGCAGUUAUGAAAGUAUGUGGCUGGAAGCUCGCGCUUGUAAGCAAGAAAAGUCACGAUAUGAUUUGGGAGAAACUAAGAUGUAUUUUGCAAACGCAGGAAUUGCCCAAAACGGUGCGUCAGUCACUAGAAGCAUUGUUUGAAGUAAGGCAAAAGAAUUAUAAAGUAGAGUCUCAAGCUCUGCUUAUGUUGAACCCAAACAGCUAUACGGUGAAUACACACUCAUAUAUUGUUGACGGUGAAGAAAAACCCAACAAAGCGCUAGGAAUUUUUGAGAAAUGUGCAGAUUUUGACGAACUAACUAAGAUAUUCGAGGCGCUGCGACAGAAAAUUCUCAUGAACGGUGAAUCCGACACAAAUAAAGACAAUGACGGUCAAUUAGAAGUUACCGACAUGACAUCUACUACUGAUGUCGAAUUCAAAAAGAAAAUUUAUUUGGUCUUGAAAAGUUCAUUAUCAGGUGACGAAGCGGCCCACAAGCUGUUAAAAUUAAAGAUUGCAAACAAUUUGAAAAAAAGUGUAGUGGAUAUAAUAAUAAAAUCCAGUUUACAAGAAUCUACUUUUUCUAAGUUCUAUGCAGUAUUGUCUGAACGUAUGAUCGCUUUUCACAGAAGUUGGCAGACAGCUUACAGUGAAACUUUCGAGAAAAAUUAUACCCAGGAUAUUGAAGAUUAUGAAACAGACCAACUACGAAUCUUAGGUAAAUUUUGGGGCCAUUUGAUAUCUUAUGACCUCCUUCCAUUGAAUUGUCUUUCGAUAAUUUCGUUAACUGAGGAGGAAUCUUGCCCACAAGGAAGAGUUUUUAUCAAAUUCUUAUUUCUAGAGUUGGUUAAUGAGCUGGGAUUAGAAGUAUUGCAUUCAAGGCUAAGCUCUAUUAAACUUGAAGGAAUGUUCCCGCUCGAGGGAGAUGCAGAUGAUAUGAGGUACUCCAUAAACUACUUCACGGCUAUAGGGUUGGGUUUAUUGACAGAGGAAAUGAGAAGCCGAUUGAAAAUUAUACAAGAAAUGGAAGAUGCAAGAGAAGAAGAAAAAAAGUUGAAACGAGAGGAAGAACUUGAGAAGUUACGGAAGAAAGCUCAAGAAUCACAACCAUCACAAGGGCCAAAAAUUCACGAGUCCAGGUUAUUUUUACAAAAGGAUGUUAAAAGAAAUAGUAGAUCGAGAUCGCCGCCAUCAGUGGCAAGAAGAGAACGUGCCAGAUCCAGAACACCCCCUAGGGGUCCAAGGAACCAUCGUAACAGAUCCAGAACCCCACCCGCAAGAAGACAACGGUAUAGGUGA
Saccharomyces mikatae IFO 1815 is the source of this 1734-nucleotide messenger RNA. It is a transcript of the gene CWC22, whose product is annotated as U2-type spliceosomal complex subunit CWC22. Gene Ontology annotation, molecular function: RNA binding; protein binding. Lineage: Eukaryota; Fungi; Ascomycota; Saccharomycetes; Saccharomycetales; Saccharomycetaceae. Gene Ontology annotation, biological process: mRNA splicing, via spliceosome. The transcript has a single exon. The coding region runs from base 1 to 1734 and encodes 577 amino acids. The record is from RefSeq and is a predicted model, not a curated record. Gene Ontology annotation, cellular component: catalytic step 2 spliceosome.